AUGUUGAUUGGUAUAUCAGGAACAUUGAGUUCAGGUAAAACAGAAGUAGCCCGGUACUUAACCUUUCAAGGUUUCAAGUUGAUUUCAUUAAGCAAGCCAGGAGAUCCAAUUACUUCACUUGUUGAUUCCAGCGAUUCAUUGCCUGAACUGGAUUCAGAUACCCUCAAUGAAAAACUUGAUACCCUCGUUAUAUCAAAUGGAAAUGUGUCGUCAUACUACUCGAAAAUGGAAGUUCACAAAAAAUUUGACGAUUUAGAAGACUUGCUUGAUUUUGUUACUGUCAACUGGAGAGAAAACUAUGUCUUGUCACACAUGAACGACAUGCAAAUGCUAGUCAGUUUACAAAAGAGGCCAUUUUUCCUUCAUAUUUCUAUUGAUGCGCCUAUUGGUCUUCGUUAUCAACGUUAUCUCCUCAAGGUAGCAUCACAUGCGUCUCGUUUGUCAUUGGAAGACUUUGUCGUCAAGAAUGACGAGUUGCUAUUCAAUGUGGAUAAUCCACUCAUUGAGAUCAACAACCAAGCAAGAAUCAAAAUCAUCAAUACUUCAGCAUCGAUUAAAGACCUUUACAUCAAACUAUCCGAAUUAAACUUGUUAGAUUUUUCCAGAUUGCGCCCUACGUGGGAUUCUUAUUUCAUGAGAUUGGCCGAUUUGGCAGCAUUACGUUCCAAUUGUAUGAAAAGAAGAGUUGGCUGUGUUAUUGUCAGAGACUACAGGGUCAUUGCCACUGGUUAUAAUGGAACUCCUCGUCAUUUGACAAACUGUAAUGAAGGUGGAUGUCCUCGUUGUAACAAAGGCCAUGGCAGUGGUGCUUCCUUGUCAACCUGUCUUUGUUUGCAUGCAGAAGAAAAUGCAUUACUUGAGGCCGGAAGAGAUAGAAUAAGAGGAGAUAGUGUAUUGUACUGUAACACCUGUCCAUGUUUAACCUGCUCGAUCAAGAUUGUUCAAAGUGGAAUUAAAGAGGUGGUGUAUGCUCAAAAUUAUUCCAUGGAUUCAUACAGUCAUAAAGUGAUGAGUGAAGCCAACAUAAUAUUGAGACAGUACCAACCCCCUGUGGAUGGGAUCUUCAUUUAG
Molecule: messenger RNA, 1071 nt
Organism: Spathaspora passalidarum NRRL Y-27907
Lineage: Eukaryota; Fungi; Ascomycota; Pichiomycetes; Serinales; Debaryomycetaceae
Product: deoxycytidine monophosphate deaminase
Exons: 1
Coding region: 1-1071 (356 amino acids)
Molecular function (GO): zinc ion binding; hydrolase activity
Source: RefSeq, a predicted model, not a curated record